Messenger RNA from Grosmannia clavigera kw1407, 1773 nucleotides. Its product is annotated as c2hc5 finger protein. Gene Ontology annotation, biological process: regulation of DNA-templated transcription. Gene Ontology annotation, molecular function: zinc ion binding. The transcript has a single exon. Bases 1 to 1773 code for a protein of 590 amino acids. Gene Ontology annotation, cellular component: nucleus. The record is from RefSeq and is a predicted model, not a curated record. Lineage: Eukaryota; Fungi; Ascomycota; Sordariomycetes; Ophiostomatales; Ophiostomataceae.
AUGUCAAGAACACAGCUCGCGCGGCUGAUCGACCUUCCCGACGAUGCCCUGCAGCAGGUGCUCGACUACUCGCUGACGCUGUCCAAGGCCGAUGCCGUCGACCAUUUCAAGAACCUGCUUGGCGACUCACCCGCAGCUGUUGCCUUUAUUGCCGACUUCAACGGCCGCCGACAUGACCCGGCAGGCCCGUCAGCAGCAGCGACAGCAGCCAAGGAUGUCUCUCCAGCCGCGACUGCGUCCCGCAGCAGCGAGAUCAACGCCGUACCGAAGCCCCGCCGCGGGCCCAAGAAGAAGAAGGCCCCCCUGCACACGCCACCACCGCGACAGGUGGCCCAGCUGGCGCCGCAUCCCGGCUCGGCCUACAGUAAAAAGGAUGUGGAGGACGACUACAUGGUGAGCCGGUCCGGAGCUGUGCAGGCCGGUGCAAGCACGACACCGCCUCAACAGCAACAGCAGCAGCAGCGGAAACCGCCGUCGGCAGCGGGGUCCAUGAUCCAGGAUGCGCUGCAGCCCAAGGCCAAGGGCAGCAAGGCAGUCACGACAAGCAGCCGGACAAACAGCAAAACGCAGCCGGCAGCCAGGAUCACGAUCACGGGCGGCACGGCGAUGCAGGGGGCAUCGACGGCGCUGGCGGAUUUUGACGCGGCGAUCCGGGCGCUGGAGAUCAGCACGAACCCGACGCUGGCCAGCGGUGGCAGCGACGGCGUGCAGGACGUGGCGACGCGACGGUGCCACUGCGUGGCGACGCGACACCCGCUGCAGACGGCGGCGCCCAACUGCCUGCACUGUGGCAAGGUGAUCUGCCUCAAGGAGGGGCUGGGGCCGUGUACGUUCUGCGGACAGCCGCUGCUGGCAGCCGACGAGGUGCAGGCGAUGAUCCGGGAGCUGCGCGAGCAGCGCGGACGCGAGAAGAUGGCGGCCGACAAGGCAGCACACCGACGGCCAGACGUGGCCGGUGCUGCGAAGCCGUAUGCGCGGCCGACGAUGAUUGCCGGCUCGGUCAAGUGGGGUGGUGACGAUGCCGAAUUUGUCAGCUUGGCCGAGGCCCAGACCCAGGCGCGAGCCCACCGUGACCGCCUGCUGGCCUUCCAGGCCGAGAACGCCCAGCGGACGACGGUGCGCGACGAGGCCGCCGACUUUGACGUCGGCGAGGCCAUGGCGCUGGCUGCGGCCGGCGGCAGCGGUGCCGGUGCCGCUGCCCAGAACCUGUGGGCCACGCCCGAAGAACGUGCCCGUGCCCUGCGACGUCAGCAGAAGCUGUUGCGCGAGAUGGAGUGGAACGCCCGGCCCGAGUACGAGAAGCGUCGCCAAGUCCUCAGCAUCGACCUCGCCGGCCGCAAGGUUUUCAAGAAGACCGUCGCCGCCGAACGGCCGCCCUCAUCGCUGAGCGAAGACGGCACCGACAGCGACGGCGAUGAUGGCCUGGGUCUCGGAGGCUUUGAUGCUGGCACUGGUGCUGAUGCUUCUGGCGAUGGCGCUGGCGCGGGUGGCACCUUUAGCAAGAACCCGCUGCUCGGUCGGCUGAUCAGACCGGUGUAUAAACCCCACAAGCAGAAGAAGGAAAAGGCCAAAGGCAAGGGCAAAGGCAGGGCCGACGAAGAAGCGGACGACGACGACGAUGAGUCUGCGGCGCCUCUGCCCGGCCGGAAGGACGACCCCGAGGCAGCGUCACGGUGGCAGCGAGUCCAGGACGAUCUGAACGAUAACGAGGCCGUCAUCCUCGACGGCGGCAUCUAUGGCACCGGAGGAACCGACGAGCCUGGACGGGGAUGA